Molecule: messenger RNA, 8734 nt
Organism: Coregonus sp. 'balchen'
Lineage: Eukaryota; Metazoa; Chordata; Actinopteri; Salmoniformes; Salmonidae
Source: the annotation of a GenBank genome assembly
AUGCUCCAGCGACAGGAGGAGGAGGUUCAAAGGAUCCAGGCUUACCUGGAUAACAGGCUGUCCCAAGCCUCCCUCUACCCAGGGGAUGACCGCCGUACCUCAGGCCUCUAUCCCGGAGAUGAGCCCCUGGCCCUGGCACACAACUCCAUGCUGGACCUCCGAGACCCUCUUAAUGCCACACUACCACACCACUGCAACCCUAGGGUAUGUACUACUCACGCCAGCUACCACACACACUACCACACCAACGCAGACCUAAGGUAGAUUGUGCUAACAUAUCCACUCCUACACUCACUACCACACCGCAAAUCUACUGUAGCCUCCCUACCUCUCAGGUUUAGAGCUAGAUCAAAGCUGUAUCUUUGAAUUGUGUCUUUGUGAAACACAGCUGCUGAUUCAGAUAGAACAUAUAGGCCUAAUAUUACAGCACAACAUAGUACAGUAUGUGUGUGUAAUUCAACCUCUUCUUACUCUGUACACUGUUUUUCUUCCCCACUGCAGAAUUUCUUUGGUCCUGAAUUUGUGAAGAUGACGAAUGAGCCAUGUGUUCCCUUAACUGUUCCUUCUUCAAUAAUGGUGAGACUCAUUACAUCAAUGUGUUUCACACAGGCUAGUGGAGCAGGCUGAUUAGAGACAGUGGUUGAUGGAGUGAGGGUUAUGACAGUGGAAUGGAAUGGAAUGGAAAAGGUCCUUCCUCUCCUCUUCAGAUCUGGGUUCAAACCGUAUUUGCUUUCGUUUGAAUCAUUUACAGUGGGGAGAAGAAGUAUUUGAUACACUGCCGAUUUUGCAGGUUUUCCUACUUACAAAGCAUGUAGUGGUCUGUCAUUUUUAUCAUAGGUACACUUCAACUGUGAGAGACGGAAUCUAAAACAAAAAUCCAGAAAAUCACAUUGUAUGAUUUUUAAGUAAUAAUUUGAAUUUUAUUGCAUAACAUAAGUAUUUGAUACAUCAGAAAAGCAGAACUUAAUAUUUGGUACAGAAACCUUUGUUUGCAAUUACAGAGAUCACACGUUUCCUGUAGGUCUUGACCAGGUUUGCACACACUGCAGCAGGGAUUUUGGCCCACUCCUCCAUACAGACCUUCUCCAGAUCCUUCAGGUUUCGGGGCUGUCACUGGGCAAUACGGACUUUCAGCUCCCUCCAAAGAUUUUCUAUUGGGUUCAGGUCUGGAGACUGGCUAGGCCACUCCAGGACCUUGAUAUGCUUCUUACGGAGCCACUCCUUAGUUGCCCUGGCUGUGUGUUUUGGGUCGUUGUCAUGCUGGAAGACCCAGCCACGACCCAUCUUACUGAGGGAAGGAGGUUGUUGGCCAAGAUCUCGCGAUACAUGGCCCCAUCCCCUCAAUACGGUGCAGUCAUCCUGUCCCCUUUGCAGAAAAGCAUCCCCAAAGAAUGAUGUUUCCACCUCCAUGCUUCACGGUUGGGAUGGUGUUCUUGGGGUUGUACUCAUCCUUCUUCUUCCUCCAAACACGGCGAGUGGAGUUUAGACCAAAAAAAACUUUAUUUUUGUCUCAUCAGACCACAUGACCUUCUCCCAUUCCUCCUCUGGAUCAUCCAGAUGGUCAUUGGCAAACUUCAGAUGGGCCUGGACAUGCGCUGGCUUGAGUAGGGGGACCUUGCGUGCGCUGCUGGAUUUUAAUCCAUGACGGCGUAGUGUGUUACUAAUGGUUUUCUUUGAGACUGUGGUCCCAGCUCUCUUCAGGUCAUUGACCAGGUCCUGCCUUGUAGUUCUGGGCUGAUACCUCACCUUCCACAUGAUCAUUAAUGCCCCACGAGGUGAGAUCAUGCAUGGAGCCCCAGACCAAGGGUGAUUGACCGUCAUCUUGAACUUCUUCCAUUUUCUAAUAAUUGCACCAACAGUUGUUGCCUUCUCUCCAAGCUGCUUGCUUAUUGUCCUGUAGCCCAUCCCAGCCUUGUGCAGGUCUACAAUUUUAUCCCUGAUGUCCUUACACAGCUCUCUGGUCUUGGCCAUUGUGGAGAGGUUGGAGUCUGUUUGAUUGAGUGUGUGGACAGGUGUCUUUUAUACAGGUAAUGAGUUCAAACAGGUGCAGUUAAUACAGGUAAUGAGUGGAGAACAGGAGGGCUUCUUAAAGAAAAACUAUCAGGUCUGUGAGAGCCGGAAUUCUUACUGGUUGGUAAGUGAUCAAAUACUUAUGUCAUGCAAUAAAAUGCAAAUUAAUUACUUAUAAAUCAUACAAUGUGAUUUUCUGGAUUUUUGUUUUAGAUUCCGUCUCUCACAGUUGAAGUGUACCUAUGAUAAAAAUUACAGACCUCUACAUGCUUUGUAAGUAGGAAAACCUGCAAAAUUGGCAGUGUAUCAAAUACUUGUUCUCCCCACUGUAACUGUUCUUGAUUGAGCCUACCUGGCCACAGUGGAACCAAUGAAAUAGUUCCAAAAGUGCAAACCCUAACCCUGCCCACCUGGCAACUCCAAGCAUGCUCAAUCAAACUCUUUCGUAUAUAUAUAUAUAUACACACACACACACACACACACACACACACACACACACACACGGUCCACAGUUUUAGAUCACCUACUCAUUCAAGGGUUUUUCUUUUUACUAUUUUCUACAUUGUAGAUUAAUAGUGAAGACAUCAAAAUUAUUCAAUAAAACAUAUGGAAUUAUGUAGUAACCAAAAAAGUGUUAAACAAAUCAAAAUAUAUUUUAUAUUUGAGAUUCUUCAAAUAGCCACCCUUUGCCUUGAUGACAGCUUUGCACACUCUUGGCAUUCUCUCAACGAGCUUCAUGAGGUAGUCACCUGGAAUGCAUUUUAACUAACAGGUGUGCUUUCUUAAAAGUUAAUUUGUGGAAUUUCUUUCCCUCUUAAUGCGUUUGAGCCAAUCAGUUGUGUUGUGACAAGGUAGGGGUGGUAUACAGAAGAUAGCCCUAUUUGGUAAAAUACCAAGUCCAUAUUAUGGCAAGAACAGCUCAAAUAAGCAAAAAGAAAUGACAGUCCAUCAUUACUUUAAGACAUGAAGGUCAGUCAAAACGGAAAAUGUCAAGAACUUUGAAAGUUUCUUCAAGUGCAGUUGCAAAAACCAUCAAGCGCUAUGAUGAAACUGGCUCUCAUGCUCUCAAAGGAAGACCCAGAGUUUCCUCUGCUGCAGAGGAUAAAUUUAUUAGAGUUACCAGCCUCAGAAAUUGCAGCCCAAAUAAAUGCUUCAUAGAGUUCAAGUAACAGAUACAUCUCAACAUCAACUGUUCAGAGGAGAUUGUGUGAAUCAGGCCUUCAUGGUCGAAUUAAUGCAAAGAAACCACUACUAAAGGACACCAAUAAGAAGAAGAGACUUGCUUGGGCCAAGAAACAUGAGCAAUGGACAUUAAACCGGUGGAAAUGUGUCCUUUGGUCUGGAGUCCAAAUUGGAGAUUUUUGGUUCCAACCACCGUGGCUUUGUGAGAUGCGGUGUGGGUGAAUGGAUGAUCUCCGCAUGUGUAUUUCCCACCAUAAAGCAUGGAGGAGGACUACCUUGUUAUGGUGUUGAGGUGCUUUGCUGGUGACACUGUCUGUCAUUUAAUUCGAAUUCAAGGCACACUUAACCAGCAUGGCUACCACAGCAUUCUGCAGCGAUACGCCAUCCCAUCUGGUUUGGGCUUAGUGGGAAUAUAAUUUGUUUUUCAAUAGGACAAUGACUCAACACACACCUCCAGGCUGUGUAAGGGCAAUCUGACUAAGGAGAGUGAUGGAGUGCUGCAUCAGAUGACCUGGCCUCCACAAUCCCCCCGACCUCAACCCAAUUGAGAUGGUUUGGGAUGAGGCGGACCUCAGAGUGAAGGAAAAGCUGCCAACAAGUGCUCAGCAUAUGUGGGAACUCCUUCAAGACUGUUGGAAAAGCAUUCCAGGUGAAGCUGGUUGAGAGAAUGCCAAGAGUGUGCAAAGCUGUCAUCAAGGCAAAGGGUCGACUAUAUGAAGAAUUUCAAACAUAAAAUAUAUUUUGAUUUGUUUAACACUUUUUUGGUUACUACAUGAUUUCAUAUGUGUUAUUUCAUAGUUUUGAUGUCUUCACUAUUAUUCUACAAUGUAGAAAAAUAGUAAAAAUAAAGAAAAACCCUGGCAUGAGUAGGUGUGUCCAAACUUUUGAUUGGUACUAUAUAUAUAUAUAUAUAUACCCAGAUCUGGAGCAGAGAGAUCCCAGGUCUGGUGGUCAAUAUAAUGGAACUGACCUCUCCCUUCUUGUUUCUCUACCCCAGAACAAGCAUUGGAAGCUGGAGGAGGUCCAGAGGAAGGUGGGGGUGGUUCUGCUGAAUGGCCAGAAGCUGGAGCUGAGCUGUGACAUCAAGGCUGUGUGUAAGGACGUACUGGACAUGGUGGUGGCUCAUGUUGGACUAGUGGAGCACCAUCUCUUCGGCCUGGCCUGCCUCAAAGGUAUGGUAUGGGUGAAUAAACUUCAUCCUGUGUGUGUGCGCGUGUGUGUCUGUCUCUGUCUGCACUCUUCUGCCCUCCUACUGACCCAUAUAAACCAAAACUUGUUGAUUUCCUACUUUUUAUUUCCCCUGCUAUCUAAUUGUCAGGCUGCUUCUGACGUUCUGUAAGUUUAUAUGUUGUUAUUUUCAGUGUGACUGUGUACGUGUGCAAAGAGACACAUGGCAGCUCAUGCUGAUUUGUUCCUAUGUUAUCUCUCACUCUCCCCCACCUCCCCCUCUACCUCCUCCCUGAUUUCUCUCUCACCUUGCCUCCAUCUGUGUGUUCCUACAGAUAUUGAGUUUUUCUUCAUUGAUCCUGAUGCCAAGCUGUCCAAAGUGGCUCCCGAGGGGUGGAAGGACAAACCCAAGAAGAAGAAACCACACAUCCAGUUCAAUCUGUUCCUACGCAUUAAGUUCUUCCUGGAUGAUGUCCACUUCAUACAGUAAGACAGUGGAAUCAUCUGCCAUUCCCUGUCAGAGUCUAGCUUGGGCCCGUAUUCAUAAAAUGUCUCAGAGAAGGAAUGCUGAUCUAGGAUCAGUUUUGCCUUUAAGAUCAUAAUGAAUAUGUUUAUAUGGAUGCGUUCCAGUUUAUAUCCUAGAUCUGCACUCCUACUCUGAGAUACUUUAUGAAUAUGGGCCCUGGUCCCAUAUCUUUGUGCCAAGCAUGACGACAACAACAACAACCAAUAGGACUACACAACACAAACAGAUCUGGGACCAGGCUAGUCAGAGCCUUUUGAUUAAGUGAAACUUGCCCUCAGUUAGACAACAGUCGCCUACUUCAGAAUAAAGUGUAAAUACUAUGUUCCACUCCAGGCACACCAUGACGAAACACCAGUACUACUUGCAGCUGAGCAAGGAUAUCUUGGAGGAGAGGAUGCGCUGUGACAUGGAGAAUGCCAUGCUCCUGGCAUCCCUCGCAUUGCAGGCAGAGUUCGGUGACUACAAAGCAGAGGUAUCCCUUCUCUUCAGUAUUAAUACAAAAUAAAUGCAAUUACUAUAUUAGUACUACAAUUGUAUGGUUUCCCUGACCAAUAUUAAGCCUAUUUCUGGACAUAAAAUCACUUUCAAUUGAGACUCUCCAUUGGAACGUACCCUUUAGUCCAGGAGUAGGCUUAAUCUGGGUCUGGGAAACCAACUCUAUAGUCUAUGUUAAUAGCUAAAAUAAUGCCAUCUCUCCUCAUCUGUUUUAGCUCCAUGGAAAUAUGUACUUCAGGCUUGAACAUGACCUGUCUGCCUCUGUACUGGAUAAGAUUGACCAGAGCUCCAUCAAGGAAGAACUGCCCAAACUACACAGCACAUACUACGGUGCCACCGAGGCAGAAACAGAGUUUGAGUUCCUCAAGGUAAGGGCCUAGACAGGAUGCGAUGCUGUCAUCCAUUGCUUUCAUAAUCACAUUGUCACAAACAGAUCUGGGAUCAGAAUAGGGAUGCACUGCCUCAUAACUCAUCACUACUACUCACAACAUAAGGGCCAAGAUGGCUAGAUGACUGAUACACUUUAUCUAAUUACAGAUGCUAUGACGCUGUAAUUUGUAUUUGUAUUUAUUAAGGAUCCCCUGGGGUCAAGCAAUAUUAAGGCUGUUAUAUACAGUACAAUUUAAAAUAUUACAUGACAUUACAUUUCAUAACACUUUUCACAACACAUUAAGUGUGUUCCCUCAGGCCACUACUCUAGUACCACAUAUCUACAAUACAAAAUCCAUGUGUACGUGUGUGUAGAGUGCGUGUCUUAUCAUGUGUAUGUGUAAGCGUGUGGCUGUGCCUGUGUGUGUGUGUCUUCACAGUCCCCAAUGUUCCAUAAGGUGUAUUUUUAUCAGUUUAAAAAAAAAUCUCAUUCUACUGCUUGCAUCAGUUACCUGAUGUGGAAUAGAGUUCCAUGUAGCCAUGGCUCUAUGUAGUACUGUGUGCCUCCCAUAGCCUGUUCUGGACUUGGAGAUUGUGAAGAGACCUCUGGUGGUAAGUCUUGUGCGGUAUGCAUAGGUGUUCGAGCUGUGUGCUAGUAGUUUAAACAGACAGCUCGGUGCAUUCAACAUGUCAAUACUUCUUACACAAACAAGUAGUGAUGAAGUCAAUCUCUCCUCCACUUUGGGCCAUGAGAGAUUGGCAUGACAUGCAUAUUAUGAAUGUUAGCUAUACGUGUACAUUUAAGGGCCAGCUGUGCUGCCCUGUUCUGAGCCAAUUGUAAUUUUCCUAAGUCUCUCUUUGUGGCACCUGACCACACGACUGGACAGUAGUCUAGGUGUGACAAAAUUAGGGCCUGUAGGACCUGCCUUGUUGAUAGUGUUGUUAAGAAGGUAGAGCAGCACUUUAUUAUGGACAUACCUCUCCCCAUCUUAGCUACUGUUGCAUCAACAUGUUCCGACCAUGACAACUUGACCUCAACUUGUUCAAUUUCCACAUUAUUCAUUACAAAAUUUAGUUGAGGUUUAGGGUUUAGGGAAUGAUUUGUCCCAAAUACAAUGCUUUUAGUUUUAGAAAUAUUUAGGACUAUCUUACAGUACCAGUCAAAACAUUUUAGUCAUUUAGCAGACGCUUACAGGAGCAAUUAGGGUUAAGUGCCUUGCAUAAGGGCACAUCGACAGAUUUUUCAUCUAGUCGGCUCUGGGAUUAGAACCAGCGACCUUUCAGUUACUGGCACAACACUCUUACCCACUAAGCUACCUGCCGCCCCAAAAUGUUGGACACACCUACUCAUUCAAGGGUUUUUCUUUAUUUGUACUAUUUUUUUUACAUCGUAGAAUAAUAGUGAAGUUAUCAAAAGUAUGAACUAACACAAAUGGAAAUAUAUAGGAACCAAAGAAGUGUUAAACAAAUCAAAAUAUAUUUUAUAUUUGAGAUUCUUCAAAUAGCCACCCUUUGCCUUGAUGACAGCUUUGCACACUCUUGGCAUUCUCUCAACCAGCUUCACCUGGAAUGCUUUUCCAAAAGUUUUGAAGGAGUUCCCACAUAUCGGUCGGGGGAUUGUGGAGGCCAGGUCAUCUGAUGCAACACUCCAUUACUCUCCUUCUUAGUAAAAUAGCCCUUACACAGCCUGAAGGUGUGUUGGGUCAUUGUCCUGUUGAAAAACAAAUGAUAGUCCCACUAAGCCCAAACCAGAUUGGAUGGCAUACGCUGCAGAAUGCUGUGGUAGCCGUGCUGGUUAAGUUUGCCUUGAAUUCUAAAUAAAUCACAGACUGUGCCACCAGCAAAGCACCCCCACACCAUAACACCUCCUCCUCCAUGCUUUACGGUGGGAACUACACAUGCAGAGAUCAUCCGUUCACCCACAACGCGUCUCACAUAGACAUGGCGGUUUGAACCAAAAAUCUCAAAUUUGGACUCCAGACCAAAGGACACAUUUCCACCGGUCUAAUGUCCAUUGCUGGUGUUUAUUGGCCCAAGCAAGUCUCUUCUUCUUAUUGCUGUCCUUUAGUGGUGUCUGUUACUUGAACUCUGUGAAGCAUUUAUUUGGGCUGCAAUUUCUGAGGCUGGUAACUCUGGGUCUUCCUUUCCUGUGGCGCUCCUCAUGAGAACCAGUUUCAUCAUAGCGCUUGAUGGUUUUUGACACUGCACAUGAAGAAACUUUCAAAGUUCUUGACAUUUUCAGUAUUGACUGUUCUUCAUGUCUUAAAGUAAUGAUGGACUGUCAUUUCUCUUUGCUUAUUUGAGCUGUUCUUGCCAUAAUAUGGACUUGGUUUUUUACUAAAUAGGGCUAUCUUCUGAAUACCCCCUUACCUUGUCACAACACAACUGAUCAAAUGCAUUAAGAAGGAAAGAAAGUGUGCAAAGCUGUCAUCAAUGCAAAGGGUGGCUAUUUCAAGAAUCUCAAAUAUAACAUAUAUUUUGAUUUGUUUAACACUUUUUGGUUACUACAUGAUUCCAUAUGUGUUAUUUUAUAGUUUUGAUGUCUUCACUAUUAUUCUACAAUGUAAAACAUUUUAAAAAUAAAGAAAAGCCCUUGAAUGAGUAGGUGUCCAAACUUUUGACUGGUAGUGUAUUUCUUGCCACUAAUUCUGAAACUGACUGUAGCUCUUUGUUAAGCGUUGCAGUGAUUUCACUCACUAUAGUAGCUGACGUGUAUAGUGUUGAGUUAUCCGCAUACAUAGACACACAGGCUUUACUCAGAGCCAGUGGCAGGUCAUUGGUACGAUUGUUUAUUCUCUGAAGGUGAGCCAGAGGCUGACAGAGUACGGAGUUCACUUCCACCGCGUCCUCCCUGAGAAGUGGUCCCAGACAGGCAUCAUGCUAGGGGUGUACUCCAAGGGUGUGCUCAUCUUUGAGGUCCUGAAUGGAAACAGAACCCCUGUAUUAAGGUUCCCCUGGAGAGAAACCAAGAAGAUCUCCUUCACU